CGACGUCAAGAUGUUAUCGGACAUUUUAGACGGAAGAUCAGGGAAAUAGAGUUAGAAGAAUUCCGACUCUUGAGCGCACAGCUAUGGAUUCAAAAUCGAUGUUGCCGGUCCUUUUGCUUAUUUGCUGUGCUUUUGCUGAAGAUGUCUCCAAACAAGGUCGAGGUUUUGCUGGAAUUAAGAUUGAGAAUAAAGUGACUCUUGAUUCUGUAGCGUCAGCUACACUGAAAAGCGGUCUUACCACCGUGUUCUUCCCGAUCAUCUACACCCUUGUGUUUGUGGUUGGGCUAACUGCGAAUGGGAUGGCCGUAUGGGUGUUCCUCUUCAGGACCAAGAAGAAGCACCCUUCCUCCAUCUACAUGGCCAACCUUGCCUUGGCUGACCUCCUGUUUGUUAUUUGGAUGCCUCUGAAAAUUUCCUACCACAUAAAUGGGAACAACUGGAUAUAUGGGGAGCCCCUGUGCAAAAUCUUUGUGAGCUUCUUCUAUGGGAACAUGUACUGUUCUGUGCUCUUCAUCACCUGCCUCAGCAUACAGAGGUACUGGGUCGUGGCACACCCGAUGUCUACACAAAAGAAGAACAACAAAGUCGCCAUUGGUGUCUGUUUGGCUGUCUGGGCUUUCAUUUGGAUUACUUCCAUUCCUCUGUACCUGUAUGAUCACACAGUUAAGAUUGAAGACAUGAACAUAACAACCUGCCAUGAUGUGAACGUAAUAGAUGUCAAUGAUCCACAGUCUUCUGUCAAGCACGCGCUCUUCUACUUCAUGUUCAUGAGCACAGUCUCGUUCUUUGUCCCUUGCAUAGUGAUCGUUGUGGCGUACAUCUUGUUACUGAAAACUCUGGGGGACAACGUGAUAGACAGCACAGCAGCAAAGUCACGAAAAAAAGCCAUUGUUUUGAUCUUUGUUGUCCUGGUGACCUUCCUCAUUUGCUUCAUCCCCAGCAACUUCAUGCUGGUGGUGCACUACGCCCUGCUGAACGGUGGAGAAACGAACAAUGGCUACGGCGUUUACAUCACAUCGCUGUGUCUGACGAGUCUCAACAGCUGCCUGGACCCUUUCAUCUACUACUUUGUGUCAGACGAGUUCAGGGAGCACGUUAGGAACACGCUGCUGUGCCGAAGCAACCGAACUGUGGAACGGGAGAAGGCCACGUUCAGCUCCAUGAAGUACUCAAAGAAGAGCAAAUCGUUUGUGUCAGGGAGCAGCAACACGGAGAGCAGCCACUGUUAGAGACUCUUGGAGAUAAGAUGGCGCAGCGGGCCACAAUGUUGGUGCUUUCACUCUUCUGCACUGAUGUAGUCCACCCAAAGUCGGCUCAUUACUCAACCAAAGAUUAACUUUAAAAGGGCUGAAUUUUGCUGCAGUUUAUGUGUGUGACUUUGUGAAUGUGUGUGUCAAAAUGUGAAUCAUGAAAUGUUUUAAUGUUAUAUUCUGUAUAAAUAGAUGGAAAAGUAAGGAGGUCAACUGUUAAAGACACAUCAAUCAAGCUUUUCUUGGCCGAGACUAAUUUACGAUGUUUAAGGUCUGACCUGCUGAAUCCGAUGUUUAAAAAUGUUUUUCUAAGUACUAUAACUCAUAAAAGAGAACAAAAAAAACUAUUUGGAGGUUCUCUAAUAAAAGUUACAGUUCUGAAUCCAACAGAAAUGAAAAAAAAUGUAAAAAUGAUCACCAUUUAUGCAUCGAAGCAUAUAUCUCUAACCUUUGUCUAAGUUUUUCUAAGCUCAGAAAAACACCCGCUGUUGGUUGAUGAGUUGAUGGACUGAAGAAAGGCGGGCAUUCUUAGCUUUGAUGCAUUUGACGAAUACGAAUCAAGUUUUUCCACAUUUGUCCUGCUGAUAACCAAUCAGAGCUGAUUACAGUGUGAUUUCCAUUUCUGGAUGAUUGAUUUAGUCUGAUUAAAGUAAUUGAGCCAGAAAGUACAGACAUAUUUAUUUCUUUUAUUCAUGUUUUUUGUGACCUGUUUGAUAUUUUCUUGCAGAUGUUUAAACAAAUUUUAAACCUGUUUUUAAAGAUUUGAGAUUGUUACAUAUUUUCUUAAAUAAACAGAACCAAACACAGUUACUGUGAAACUCCA
Messenger RNA from Girardinichthys multiradiatus, 2073 nucleotides. It is a transcript of the gene f2rl1.2, whose product is annotated as coagulation factor II (thrombin) receptor-like 1, tandem duplicate 2. Gene Ontology annotation, cellular component: membrane. Bases 84 to 1229 code for a protein of 381 amino acids. The record is from RefSeq and is a predicted model, not a curated record. The transcript is spliced from 2 exons. Gene Ontology annotation, biological process: thrombin-activated receptor signaling pathway; positive regulation of Rho protein signal transduction; blood coagulation. Lineage: Eukaryota; Metazoa; Chordata; Actinopteri; Cyprinodontiformes; Goodeidae. Gene Ontology annotation, molecular function: thrombin-activated receptor activity.